Sus scrofa (pig) is the source of this 5832-nucleotide messenger RNA. Lineage: Eukaryota; Metazoa; Chordata; Mammalia; Artiodactyla; Suidae. The record is from RefSeq and is a predicted model, not a curated record.
AGGGCGCGCGCGCGCGAAGAUGGCGGCGGCCGCCACCGGGCCGUGUGUGAGGAGCAGUAGAGAACUGUGGACAAUUCUGCUUGGAAGGUCAGCUCUGAGAGAACUGAAUCAGAUUGAGGCAGAGCUGAAUAAACACUGGCAGCGGCUGUUAGAAGGGCUUUCUUACUAUAAACCUCCCAGAUGGGGAAACUGAGACACAAAGAGGUUAAGUAACUUGCCCAAGGUCACACAGCUAUCCAAAUUCAGCUGAAAAAGUGAAAGCUAAUAAAGAUGUGGCUUCACCACUGAAGGAACUGGGUUUAAGAAUCAGCAAGUUUUUGGGUCUUGAUGAAGAACAGAGUGUGCAGUUACUCCAGUGUUACCUUCAGGAGGAUUACAGAGGAACUCGGGACUCGCUAAAGACGGUACUGCAAGAUGAGAGGCAGAGCCAGGCCUUGAUCCUGAAGAUUGCAGAUUAUUACUAUGAAGAAAGGACAUGUAUUCUUCGUUGUGUUUUACACCUGCUCACUUAUUUCCAAGAUGAAAGACACCCCUAUAGGGUUGAAUAUGCAGACUGUGUUGAUAAAUUGGAAAAAGAGCUAGUUACAAAAUAUAGACAGCAGUUUGAAGAGCUUUAUAAAACCGAAGCACCAACAUGGGAGACACAUGGAAACCUCAUGACCGAGCGCCAGGUGUCUCGCUGGUUUGUUCAGUGCCUUCGGGAACAGUCCAUGCUGCUAGAAAUUAUUUUCCUUUAUUAUGCGUACUUUGAGAUGGCACCUAGUGACCUAUUGGUAUUAACCAAGAUGUUUAAAGAGCAAGGAUUUGGUAGUAGGCAGACUAACAGGCACCUGGUGGAUGAGUCCAUGGAUCCUUUUGUGGAUCGGAUUGGCUACUUCAGUGCCCUCAUCCUGGUGGAAGGCAUGGAUAUCGAAUCCUUGCAUAAGUGUGCUUUGGACGACAGAAGAGAACUGCACCAGUUUGCCCAGGAUGGGCUUAUUUGUCAGGACAUGGACCGUUUGAUGUUGACCUUCGGGGACAUUCCACAUCACGCCCCAGUGCUUUUGGCUUGGGCGCUCCUCCGUCACACCCUGAAUCCGGAAGAGACAGGCAGUGUUGUCCGGAAGAUAGGUGGCACAGCCAUCCAGCUGAACGUCUUUCAGUACUUGACCCGACUUCUCCGCUCGCUGGCCAGUGGGGGAAAUGACUGUACCACCAGCACUGCGUGCAUGUGUGUCUAUGGACUCCUUUCGUUCGUUCUGACCUCGCUGGAGCUGCACACACUGGGCAAUCAGCAGGACGUAAUUGACACAGCGUGUGAAGUGCUGGCAGACCCUUCUCUUCCGGAACUGUUCUGGGGCACAGAGCCAACCUCUGGCCUUGGGAUCAUCCUGGACAGUGUCUGUGGAAUGUUUCCCCAUCUCCUCUCCCCGCUCCUGCAGUUGCUGCGAGCCCUGGUUUCAGGGAAGUCGACUGCCAAGAAGGUGUACAGUUUCUUGGAUAAGAUGUCUUUCUACAAUGAACUUUAUAAGCACAAGCCCCAUGACGUGAUCUCCCACGAAGAUGGGACUCUCUGGCGGAGACAGACGCCCAAGCUCCUCUACCCUCUUGGGGGUCAGACCAACCUUCGUAUACCUCAAGGCACUGUGGGCCAGGUCAUGCUGGACGAUCGGGCUUACUUGGUACGCUGGGAAUACUCCUAUAGCAGCUGGACCCUCUUCACCUGCGAGAUUGAAAUGCUGCUUCAUGUUGUUUCCACUGCAGAUGUGAUUCAGCACUGCCAGCGGGUCAAGCCCAUCAUUGAUCUGGUCCACAAGGUCAUCAGUACAGACCUGUCGAUAGCAGACUGCCUCCUGCCCAUCACGUCCCGCAUCUACAUGCUGCUGCAGCGGUUAACGACAGUGAUCUCCCCUCCAGUGGAUGUCAUUGCUUCUUGUGUCAAUUGCUUGACUGUUUUGGCUGCCCGGAACCCAGCAAAGGUCUGGACUGAUCUUCGCCACACAGGCUUCUUACCUUUCGUGGCCCACCAGGUGUCCAGCAUGAGUCAGAUGAUUAGUGCCGAGGGGAUGAAUGCUGGCGGGUAUGGAAACCUUUUGAUGAACAGUGAGCAGCCCCAGGGCGAGUAUGGGGUCACUGUUGCCUUUCUGCGCCUGAUCACCACUCUGGUCAAGGGACAGCUUGGUAGUACCCAGAGCCAAGGGCUGGUGCCCUGUGUCAUGUUUGUGCUGAAGGAGAUGCUUCCGAGUUACCACAAGUGGCGCUACAACUCCCACGGUGUGAGAGAGCAGAUCGGUUGCCUGAUCCUGGAGCUGAUUCAUGCAAUACUGAACCUGUGCCACGAGACAGACCUGCACAGCAGUCACACCCCCAGCCUGCAGUCUCUCUGCAUCUGCAGCCUGGCCUACACGGAGGCAGGCCAGACAGUGAUCAACAUCAUGGGCAUCGGCGUGGACACCAUCGACAUGGUGAUGGCUGCUCAGCCCCGCAGCGAUGGGGCAGAGGGCCUGGGGCAGGGCCAGCUGCUGAUCAAGACAGUGAAACUGGCAUUCUCCGUCACCAACAAUGUUAUUCGGCUGAAACCUCCUUCUAAUGUGGUGUCCCCCCUGGAACAGGCUCUCACACAACAUGGUGCCCAUGGAAACAACCUUAUUGCUGUUCUUGCUAAAUACAUCUACCACAAACAUGACCCUGCUUUGCCACGACUUGCCAUCCAGCUGCUGAAACGUCUGGCCACGGUGGCUCCCAUGUCAGUGUACGCCUGCCUGGGCAGUGACGCGGCUGCCAUCCGCGAUGCCUUCCUGACCCGGCUGCAGAGCAAGAUCGAGGACAUGCGCAUCAAAGUCAUGAUUCUAGAAUUCCUCACAGUGGCUGUAGAGACUCAGCCAGGCCUCAUUGAACUGUUUCUGAAUCUGGAGGUGAAAGAUGGCAGUGAUGGCUCCAAGGAAUUCAGCCUCGGGGUUUGGAGCUGUCUGCAUGCGGUGCUGGAGCUGAUCGAUUCCCAGCAGCAGGAUCGCUACUGGUGCCCACCCCUGCUGCAUCGGGCGGCCAUUGCCUUUCUGCACGCCCUGUGGCAGGACCGUCGGGACAGCGCCAUGCUGGUCCUCAGAACCAAACCCAAGUUUUGGGAGAAUUUAACCAGCCCCCUGUUCGGGACCCUGUCUCCUCCCUCCGAAACAUCCGAGCCCAGCAUCCUGGAAACCUGCGCCCUAAUCAUGAAGAUAAUUUGCUUGGAGAUUUACUAUGUAGUUAAGGGCUCCUUAGACCAGUCAUUAAAAGAUACACUCAAGAAGUUUUCCAGCGAGAAACGCUUUGCCUACUGGUCGGGGUAUGUCAAGUCCUUGGCGGUUCACACGGCCGACACGGAGGGCAGCAGCUGCACCUCCCUGCUGGAGUAUCAGAUGCUGGUCUCUGCCUGGAGGAUGUUUCUCAUCAUCGCCGCCAGUCACGCGGAGAUAAUGCACCUGACCGACUCUGCAGUGCGUCGCCGGCUCUUUCUGGACGUGCUCGAUGGCACCAAAGCGUUACUCCUGGUGCCCGCCUCCGUGACCUGCCUCCGCCUGGGCUCCAUGAUGUGCACUCUGCUCCUUAUCCUCCUCCGGCAGUGGAAGAGAGAGUUAGGCUCUGUGGAUGAAAUCCUCGGACCCUUGACGGAGAUCCUGGAGGGAGUGCUGCAGGCAGACCAGCAGCUCAUGGAGAAGACCAAGGCCAAGGUGUUCUCAGCGUUCAUCACGGUGCUGCAGAUGAAGGAGAUGAGAGUGAGUGACAUCCCCCAGUACUCCCAGCUGGUGCUGAACGUCUGCGAGACCCUCCAGGAAGAAGUAAUUGCACUCUUCGACCAGACCCGCCACAGCCUGGCAUCGGGCAGUGCUGCAGAGGACAAGGACAGCAUGGAAACUGAUGACUGCUCCCGGCCCCGGCACAAGGACCAGCGUGACGGGCAGGUGUGUGUCCUGGGCCUGCACCUGGCCAAGGAGCUCUGCGAGGUGGAUGAGGACGGUGACUCGUGGCUGCAGGUGACCCGAAGGCUCCCCAUCCUGCCUACCCUCUUCACCACCCUGGAGGUGAGCCUUCGCAUGAAGCAGAACCUGCACUUCACCGAGGCUGCGCUGCACCUGCUCCUCACCCUGGCUCGCACCCAGCAGGGAGCCACAGCAGUGGCCGGAGCCGGCAUCACCCAGAGCAUCUGUCUGCCCCUCCUGAGUGUGUACCAGCUCAGCACCAAUGGGACAGCACAGACGCCCAGCGCCUCUCGGAAGUCCCUGGAUGCCCCCUCGUGGCCGGGUGUCUACCGCCUGUCCAUGUCUCUGAUGGAGCGGCUCCUCAAGACGUUGCGCUACAACUUCCUGACCGAGGCCCUGGACUUCGUGGGGGUCCACCAGGAGCGCACCCUACAGUGCCUCAACGCGGUGAGGACUGUGCAGAGUCUGGCCUGCCUGGAGGAGGCGGACCACACUGUGGGCUUCAUCCUGCAGCUGUCCAGCUUCAUGAAGGAGUGGCACUUCCACCUGCCCCAGCUCAUGCGGGACGUCCAGGUAAACCUGGGCUACCUGUGCCAGGCCUGCACCUGCCUCCUGCAUAGCCGCAAGAUGCUACAGCACUACCUGCAGGUAACCCAGCCCCACCCGCCACUGCCGCCUGGACCGCCUCACCCCUGGCUUCUCUGGGCUCCAGCUCUUGUCUCCUCCCUGCAGAACAAAAAUGGGGAGGGCCUCCCCUCGGCCGUUGCUCCCCGGGCCCAGCGGCCCCCCACGGCUGCCCCUUCCUGCUCCUCCUCCUCCUCCUCCAAGCAGCCCACGCCCGACACAGAGGCCGCGGAGCAGCGCGCCUUGCACGCGGUCCAGUACGGCCUCCUCAAGAUCCUCAGCAGGACCCUGGCAGCCCUGCGCCACUUCACCCCCGACGUCUGCCAGAUCCUGCUGGACCAGUCCCUGGACCUGGCGGAGUACAACCUCCUCUUCUCCCUGAGCUUCACCACCCCCACCUUCGACUCGGACGUGGCCCCCUCCUUCGGGACGCUCCUGGCCACCGUCAACGUGGCCCUCAACAUGCUGGGAGAGCUGGACAAGAAAAAGGAGCCCCUUACCCAGGCCGUGGGGCUCAGCACGCAGGCCGAAGGGACCAGAACGCUGAAGUCCCUGCUGCUGUUCACCAUGGAGAACUGCUUCUACCUGCUCAUCUCCCAGGCAAUGCGGUACCUUAGGGACCCGGCUGUGCACCCCCGCGACAAGCAGCGGAUGAAGCAAGAGCUCAGCUCGGAGCUGAGCACUCUGCUGUCCAGCCUCUCCCGCUACUUCCGCCGGGGAGCCCCCAGCUCCCCUGCCGCGGGCGUCUUGCCGUCGCCUCAGGGCAAGUCCGCUUCUGUCUCCAAGGCCAGCCCUGAGAGCCAGGAGCCUCUGAUCCAGCUCGUGCAGGCCUUUGUCCGCCACGUGCAGAGAUAGGGCCGCGGCUGCCGCCCACCUACCACUCUCCACCAGCUGCUGGGUGGCUCUGGGCCGCGGGGGCACUGCUGGCCCCACGGGGCCCGUCUGGGGCUGAGAGCAGCCCAUCGCUCUCUUCCCAGAGGGGUCACAACUCCCCGCCCCCGCCACCUGGAAUUAUUUUUGUAAUAGAUCAAGAGGUCAGCGGCAGGGGUGGGGAGCCCCGAGCCUGCCGCCUUCAGCGCUCCCCAGAGAGGUGCAUUCCUCUCCUUCCACGCAGCACCCAUUCCUGGCCAGGGUGAGGGGGGCCACCGUCAUGGGCAGCCACGAGGGGCUGCGUGCACGGGUUUGAGAGUCUGUUUUCCAUGCUGUUCUUGCAGUUUUUGGUAAUACUGUGGUCUAUUUAUACAAAUAUUAAAAUACUGUUUAUAGACAA